Balearica regulorum gibbericeps (East African grey crowned-crane) is the source of this 258-nucleotide messenger RNA. The record is from RefSeq and is a predicted model, not a curated record. Lineage: Eukaryota; Metazoa; Chordata; Aves; Gruiformes; Gruidae.
GCCAUCCCCUUCUCCGCCAGCAAGGCCAGUCCGCGGGCGUGGAGCGUCAGCCGGUCUAUGGGGAGCGACCACGAGAGGCCGUGGGUGAAGGUGCUGCCUCUCAGCCUGCUGUGCGCUGGGCUGUUGAUCUGGUGCGCGUUCAGGGAAGAAACGGAGAUCGACGAGCGGCUGGAAGCGGUGUUCUCCGGUCAGAUCGCGGACUCCUUAGAUGUGGCCCCAAAAAGCAAUGCUCCCCUGCAGCCGCAGGAGGACAAGUGA